Molecule: messenger RNA, 15200 nt
Organism: Equus caballus (horse)
Lineage: Eukaryota; Metazoa; Chordata; Mammalia; Perissodactyla; Equidae
Gene: AIG1
Product: androgen induced 1
Cellular component (GO): membrane; endomembrane system
Source: RefSeq, a predicted model, not a curated record
GCCCCGCCCGGCCCGGGUUCCCACGGCGCCCGCCCCGCCCGCGCCUCCGCCCGCCCUCCUCGCCGCCGCGCCAGCCCGGGCCUCUGGCGAACAUGGCGCUCGUCCCCUGCCAGGUGCUGCGGGCGGCGAUCCUGCUGUCCUACUGCUCCAUCCUGUGCAACUACAAGGCCAUCGAGAUGCCCUCGCAUCAGACCUACGGAGGGAGCUGGAAAUUCCUGACGUUCAUUGAUCUGGUUAUCCAGGCUGUCUUUUUUGGCAUCUGUGUGCUGAGCGAUCUUUCCAGUCUUCUGACCAGAGGAAGUGGGAACCAAGAACAAGAGAGGCAACUCAAGAAGCUCAUCUCUCUGCGGGACUGGAUGUUAGCCGUACUGGCCUUUCCUGUUGGGGUUUUCGUCGUAGCGGUGUUCUGGAUCAUUUAUGCCUACGACAGAGAGAUGAUUUACCCGAAGUUGCUUGAUAAUUUUAUCCCGGGGUGGCUGAAUCAUGGAAUGCCAAAUGAUUGUGCAUUUACAGUGAGAAGCCGCCGACCAUACUGUUGAAAACUUGUACAUCUAAAGAACAUGAAAGCAAUGAAAUCAGUUGUGGAGUCACUAAAAGCUUUCCACUCAAAUGUUGGUGCCGGAGGGAAAGCAGAGUUAACUGGAGGAGCCUGAGGAUGCUCAGAACAUCUCAUGUGGAUAUGUGAGCGCGCCGGUCAAAGGAGCAGCAACAUUCUCUCUUGAGGGUCUCUGCAGCCAAACUAUGCUUCAACCUGGUCACCAAAAAGCAACACACUCAGACCAUAUUAGCGAGGCCUCACUAAAAAUGCCUCCUUUCCUCGGGGCAGUGAAUUGUGACGGAGCACAUGCUGUGUGCGAUGUGCUCCUUACCACUUACGCGGGAAGGACAAACAGGAGAACCCCUCGCCUUGUAGAGUUUACAGUCUAGUAGGGGAGACAAUCAGAUAAUUGUGCAAACAGAUGAUCUAAGAUUCAUCGAUUUUUCUGAAAAAUUAUUGUAUGUAUAUUAAAGUCCAUACAUAUUUCCAAGGAAUUAUGAUGACUUGUCUAAGAUGCACGUGGGGAUCGGGGGACACAAAUCUUUGCUACAUCCCCUCCAUGGACCACCCACUUACUUAGCCUAUCUCCUUUAAUCCUCAGAGUGACCCUGAGGAGUAGGGCUCAUUAUUCUCAGAUGAGGAGCUGAGACAAAGAUGGCAGGACACUCUCCAAGCCAGAGUCUGGGUGCAGCCAAGCCAGUCUGAUUCCAGGCCCUUUCUGCCAAUCCAGGCUGCCCCUUCCGCAAAGCCACUCGAGAUAUUCCCUAUUAUCUUCCUCGGUUUUUUUUAUAUGUGUGUCCAUGCAAUAACCUCCUCCUAGGAUUUCAUACUGGGAACAGUAUUGUCUCCCCUGAGGCUGGUGUCUUCCUGUUUGUUAGUGUGAGCUAUUUCCACUUCUCCUCUGAUGCCAUACUUGGUGUCCUCAUGCCACAGCCAGCUCACCUGUGGCUUCCAGCACAGUUUUCUCUCCUUUCCAACCAUAUAUUUUUGUCUGAUUCUUUAUUUUGUGUUGAUUCCCACUAUCCUGAGUGUUUCAUUGCAAGCUGCUAUGGCCUUCUGAGAAAUAGUUGGAAUGUACGUUACACCAAUAGAAAAGAAAUAGAUGUGACUUCUGGAAUUCCUCGAAGCUCCCUUUUGGUUUCCUGCUCAUGACCUAGAAGAGGGCCUUGCCCAUAGGAGUGAGUGGUAAGCGUGGAUUGAUUGUUAGAGGAUCGUAGCAGUUCUGAAGGACAGCUCUGGCUAUUGGAAAGAGGACAGGACGCUGUGGCUCUGGCUCUAUACAUCCGCUUGCCUGUAAGACUUGCCUGUUCUCCUUUUCCUGAUGAGAGAUUUCUCGCCUACGUUUUCUUGCGUUUAUCACUCAUGAAUGGAAUAUAAAGGGCGAUGAUCACGGCCAGCAAGUAUCACGUCCUCCCCCUCGCCGUGCUAAUAAGCACUUUCUAGAUAUUGUCUACUCCAUCCUCACAACCCUGUUACUGUUCCCAUUUCACAGAAGGAGAAACUGAGGGUUAAGGAAUUCAAGUGGUUAAUGGGGACAGCAAGGAAAUAACCUUUCUCCUGGCAAUUCAGCAAGAGAGAGAAGAAAAGAAUAGGAAAGAAAAGGGAUUACCUAAAAGAAAGAAAGUGCUUCAGGCACGAUGGGUGUAAUGCGGAAGAGGUCUGAGAAGGGUCGCAAUUAAGUUAUAAGGGAAUUGUUCUCCAUGCGCAUCCCCUGCUCUGUUGACAAGCGGGAGGGAGAAGUCAUGAGCAAGUGGCUAUUUUUAUAUGUGAGACAUUCUCUCAUCAGGGGAUUAUAACUGUGAGGGGAGAGGAGUACUUAAAAAUGUCUUUAAUCCACAUAUUUAUUUAGACAAUUUCAAGUUCUACAGUUUAUGAACAGAAACCUAAAGGUUUUUCUUUAUGUUCUGGGCUGGCCCUUGUUGUCCUGUGGCCUCCAGCCCACAGUAAGCCCAGGGUCCCUGGAGAGUCUGGACAUGUGCCUGAUCACUCUACCUCUUGGCAGGUGACCCCCAGCUUGCUCAGAGUCAUUGCUGCUCCUGGGAGCACCUCUGCAGGCUCUCAGGGCACAUCUGAGGCUCUCCAGAGCAGAAAAACAAAGGAACAGGAUCCUCGCUGUCUGUUUACCACGGAGAGAGGAGAAGCUCCGUUGUGAGGAGUGCUGUUGAACCGUCCCCAGGAGGUGGGCCUCCCCUAGGGAGUGAGAAGAGCCACAGUAAGAGAUGAACUCAUUCACGGGCGUUUGCUCAGCAGAUAUUUACUUAAGACUCUUGUGCCUUGGACCCUUCUGAGUACUGAUUUUGUCCCUCUUGAGAGAGAAUAGCCAACCAAGGGAGAAAUUAAAGCUCCAAGAAAGGGUGGAGGAGAGAAGAGCUUGAGUGACGCGUUUUCAGGAGCUGAAACGGGAAGUUUAGAGUAGACGCAGUGAUUUGGGGCGCAUUUCCGUUCAUGCUGAGUUUAGGGAACUCAAAAUAAUUGUCUCUAUCCAACAGUGGAGUCAAAGGUGGGGGCACAGGUGGAGCUGUGGUUAGAGGAAUAAGCAGGGGCUCGGCUCUGGGAGGGCCUCACAUACCAAAAACUGGUUCAGGUUUUAUCUUCCGGGAAACAAGAAGUAUGUAUGGCAAAGUUUUGCAUGAGGAAGGUGAUUCAGCUGACACAUUGGAGAGACUAGAAAAGAAAGGAAGGUGACCCAGGCGGAGGUGGGAAUCCCACCACACGUGUACAGCCUGCGGGGAGGCCGACCGACUGCAGGAGAGGCGCAGGGCCUGCGGCCGCCCUGGCAGGUCCCGGGCCUGUGUCCUGGCCCAGCAGCCUGAGCUUGAUCCCAACAGCUUUGGGGAGUUGCUGAAGGACUUAAACAAAGGGAGAGUGACGUCAGAGAAGCAUUCUAGAAGCCUCCUCCUCCGAGGUUCUCUGAGGGAGAAGAAUUGACAGGGACAGCCUGGAUUGAGAGGGGAAGAGAAAAAGGCUGAGAAUGGAGCUUCGCCCACGCUCCAGGCAGGAAAGACUGAGAAGGAGCCGUCUCAGGGGCGGGAGAAGAGCUCAGGGAGAAAGAUGAUGGAGGAAGCUCAGAGGAGAGCACUUCCGGAAAAGGAGGGGGUCAGCCACCGAAGGGGCGGGGUCGGCAAUGUCCUGCCCCUCACGGAGAUCUGAUCAGACAGGACAGAGACUGGCAGGGCUGCUGAGGAGCCGCAAAAUGAUGACGGGACAAACAGUAGAGAAAAGAGGAGCCUGUCUGAAAAGCCAAAAGCAAUAGAAAAAGCAUCCCAUCGAUGUGGCAUUUUUUCGGUGAGGGAGGAUGGGUUGCUUCACCUUUCACUUCAGCGAGAAGCCAGGGCAGAUUAAGGAACGGCAUUUGAAGGGUAGAUAAUUUUCCCUUACCAGCCUCACUUCCCUGUCACCCUCCGUUUUCUCCCGGUGAAAGAGGUGCUAUUUCUGACACGCCUCUAGAGGGGUCAGAAGUUUCUCCAGCUACAGGAUAAUGGCCUUCGGUGCUCUUUCUACCACUUAAUGGACUGUCAUCUAGAAAAAUUUUUUUCUAUAUUGAUCUGAAUGUUAAUCUAUACAUAAUAAGGAUAGAUCAUAGGAAAAGAUGCAGAAGAAUGUUAAAAAGAAGUUACUUGUUUUGCGCAUUUCUUGAGGGAGGAAGGAAGAGAGACUUUACAAUAAUCCUUCCAUGUGUGAUUCUCAUUUGUCAGCACAUCAGAAGCAACAAAAGCAGAAACACAAAAGGACGAUUUGAUUAAUUGGAAGGCUGCAUGAUUUAGAUUACAUGUCCUUCUUUAAAAUUUUCUGAAAUCUGCUCUAGAUAUUUAAGAGCCUUCAGAAAUUUUCUGUGGACACGCCAUCAGAGAUAAGCCGUUAGUUUUUGUGAGGAUUCAAAAAGGGAAAUGCAUUUUAGAAAAGAGAUGAAAUUGGACCUGACUUGGAGAAAGAGUUCUCUGACCAGAUGUCAUUUAAAGACACCGGACUGCGGGCUCCAGGCUUUGACUGUUUCUCAAGAUAAAUAUGCAUGCAGGAACCAGGAGGGGCAUUUUCAGAGGUUGCUAUGAAGUUGGUCUCUGUGCUGAGCAAGCCCAUGACAUCUUUGAAGGUAUGAGAGCACAGAUGAGACAUCAGUGCUUCACAAUCCCUUCUCAUAAUUUCUCUAAUCUUGGCGAUAAAAAAAAGAAAAGAAAAAACUCUCCAGGAGUGUAAAAUGUUAUUGCAUUUGCAACAGUCGUCAUGGUUACCUGCAUAGUUUCGUUGCUUUAUUAAUGUGUAAUUCCCUUUAUUUCUGGAAAUAUCAUUAUAGUGAAACAUAACAGUCUGCAGCUUUGUAGCCAGUUUCGCCGUGUAUCUCAGAGACUCUGACAGUGGCUGUGAUGAAUGCGUGUGCGGUUUCUGGGCCACCUGUGUGCUGUUGAUCCAGUAACUAGGACAUCAUUGUUUAGGAAAAGACAACUUGAAGUUAAUGACUCUUGAGAAUCUCUUAAAAGUUCAAAUGCUUCCCUAAACAAAAGUGCUUAUUUUUUCCUAGAGGAAAAUGAUCCAAAGCUUCAGUCUAACUAAAAUAAUUUAGCUUUUCUGACAUUCAAACUUUUUUAACGUAAUUAUUAUUACCUACUGAAGUCACUUUGAGGCAUUCAGGAAACUUUUCUGAUCAGUUCUUUUAAAAUUAUCUUUCCUGAAUUUGUUCUUUGUAUCAUAGGAGGGUUUUUGUGAGACAUUGCUAAUAGAGGUUUUGAAAAGUUUUUCUAAGUGUAUUCUCCUGCUACUCAAGUUGAAGCCGAAUAAAAUAGUUCAGCAAGUUAUCUUUCAGGCUAACUGCUUAGGACAGAUACUGCUGGCUGAUCGCUACAGUCAUUUCUCUUCUUCCUGGGCACUCACCAGACUACAUUUCCCAACAUCCUUGCACUUAGGUCUCACCAUGAGACUCAUGAGAUGGUGGAAUGGCAGUGGAAGUUAUGAAAUCGCUUCCAGAUUUGGCCCAUGAAUACCUCCCACUUAAUCCUCCCAUCCCUUGUUAUCAGGAUGGUUGAUGACUCUGCCAGUCUGGACCCUUGAAUAGCUGAAUGGGGCAGAGGCUCACUGCCCACCAGGAGCAUCGAUUGUUAUGGAAGGAGACAGACCCCCUGAGAUGUGAGGGUUGUGUGCUGUAUCAGCUUGUGUCACCCUAACUAAUACACCGCUAAUCAACAUUUCUUCUAAGUGGCCCUGUCAUCCUUGGGAGAAGGUCCAUGUUUUUCAUCCACAGGUUUUUCCUAUAGCUUCUUUCACAGCCUUCAGAAAGAAACUGGCAAUGUAAAUUCCAAGACCCCUAAUCAGAGUCCAGAUAACAGAUAACUUUGCUGUUUUGGACAAGUGCUGAAGACCUGAAUGGCUGAAGCAAUAGUAGGUAAUUGGCAAAUAUCAUCAGACCCGUAUGGUUUGUGUGCACAGGGAACCAAAGGAAAUGGAAGUAACCUUUUCUGGAUAGUUCUAUAUGCCAAGUACUGUGUUUGCUCCUCCUAUACAGAGCCUUAUUUGCUCUCUGUAAUUAAUUUUCUAAGGAGCUCUGUUAUUCUCAUUUUACAUAUUUUUGAAGUGUCAUAUAGUUUUAAUAACUGCUUCAUAGCUAAGGAGUAGCAAGGGAGGAUGCAAAUAAAAGUUAGCCUGGGACCAAAUCCAGCCAAGUUUCUACUUUGCUGCUUUUCAUGGUAGACACUCAGUUAACUAACAUCAGUUGAUCAUCAUGUUUCAAGACAGAAUGAUAGCUAAUAAUAAUUGAAAACAUAUGGAAAGAACAUUUGAUUAUCUGUGAUGUUGGAAACAGAAACUCUCAUUAGAUAUUUAGAAAAUUAUAAUAGUGAUAUUGUUGAGUUUUGCCUCUAACUUAAUUAAGAUAUCAAAACAGCUGUUGUAAUAGAUACCAAAAUAGCAGUAGUUUAAAACUGAUGGUCUGGAGCUCGCUGUUCUGGUGAGGUCACUAGGGCACCAGGCUCUCUCAUCUGGUUGCAGCUGGAUCCUCUAGGAUUGUUAUUCAUCUCCGUGGUGGUCAAUGGCUUGCCACAGCACAUCUGCAUUUAAGCCAUUGAGGGAGAAGAGGGCACACGUCUUGCCAGUUAAAGGCACAAUCCAGAAGUGGCACACAUCACUUUUGCUCAAAAAAGUUGCCUGGUGUCGUGGCUAUCUAACUGCAGGAGAGUCUAGGAGAUGUCAUCUUUACGUACUUAGCCUUGUGCCAGCACUUCUCUUCAUACAGAAGAAGGGAACAGGAGAUACUGUGGGACAAAUAGCAGCCUUUGUCACACCUUCUUUCCUUUCUCAUUCUUUGAUAAACUUGCUAAUGAGAAAGAUCCAAAACAGCAGUAGCAAAAAAGAGAAGGAAAUGAAUCAAGGAAACUAAGUGAUUCAGAAAUUGAAUAUGUCCUUUCUCCUUAACCUCUUCCAGCACAUAUGCUAAAAGAAUCAAGAGUUAGUGCCUUGGCUAAAUUGCUUUGAAAUAAGCUAUAACUAUUAAAUCAAGCAUUCUCUAAAUAAAAUGAUUGUAACAAAUUGAGGACAGAUGAACAAAGACUGGAUAUUAAUCAUAUUAAGUAAUUAGAAUUAAUUUCAUUAGGUCUGACAUGUGGUUAACUUAUAAAACAAAACCUCAUCUGGUAGAGAUAUUUACUGAGGUAUAUAUAAGUGAAAUGAUAUGAUGUCUGGAGUUUGCUUUAAAAUACUCCAGGAAAAAAUGGAAGAGGAUUGAUUAAUAUUUAAAAUUAGAUUGGGAAAAUGUGAGUUGUUGAAACUGGAUGAUAGGUGCAUGGCGGUUCAUUGUGCUAUUCUUUCUACUUUUAUGUCUAUUUGAAAUAUUCCAUACCAUAAUAAAAAGUUAAAUAAAUACUUGUUCCAGGAAAGAAAAGCAAUUUUUGGCAAUGCCCUGGUGUUCGUAUGAGCUCAUUUCUGUACUCCAGUUAAGUGCAUUCUUAAGUUUCCAGUGUAUUAUUAUUUAUUCUGCAUGCAUACAACUGGAAAAAACUCAUUUCAUCUAAAGAAUUUGUUAACAAUUUGCUUUUGAGCCAAUUAAACAAACCUUUAGAGAGUGCCUGCUGCAUCUACCGAUGCAAGAGAUGCAAACACGAGUAAGAUAAGGCCUCAGACCACUAAGUUUAAAGGCUAAUUAGGCAGAUAAGACCCUCUCUCAAAUAAAUCUGAUUUAAGAGAAGUCUACAAGAAGGCUUAAAUAUUAGGAGAUCACAUCAAAUUGGAAGGAUCAGGAGAAAUUUCCUGGAUCACAUAUCAUAAGCUUUAAAGAAAGAGUAGGCUUUUGACAGUUGGAAGUGGUGGGGAGAGACUCCCCCUGUCCCUCUGGGCAGGGGACCACCCAGAGAAAGCCUCUAAACCAGAGAAUAUGUGAUGGUUUCCUGGUGACAGGAAAGGGAGAUAUGGCUUUGAGUGUGAGUGUCUAGAUGUCCUCUUAAAAAAAAAACAAAAACAGAGGAGUCAAGAGGACCUGACUGAGAAAAUUCAUACUCUCUAUAGGGACAUGCUAUUCUUGAGACACUGUUGAGACUCGAGAAAUCCAUCCCCACAUAUGGUGUUGGAGCACAGAGAGAGGUUAGCAUGGGUAGUCAACUGCAAAUUGAUAGUUGAUGAGUUUAUAGAUCGAUGAUGAGUUCACAAGUGAAGAGAAGAUUGGUUUUUAAGGCUAGUUUUGUCAGAGUAGAGGAUGGAAAUUAUACAAAGACAUCAUUAUGAAACGACAUAAUGAUUUCAGUUGGCAUUGAAGACAAUAUGAGUCCUUGGUGUCUCAACAUCUGUGUCCUUCCGCUUCCCCUUCUGUUGAGUUCUCAGCACUUCCUUACCCACAUAGAGCCUACUUAGCUCUGCUUUGUCUCUCCUCUCUCCUCCAGCCUAAGCAUCCCCAAAAGUUGUCUACACAGAAUGUCUGCAUCGCCUGACUUCCAUUCACUCUUUAACCCACUCUGAAUCAGAAUCCUGCUUCACCAUUCCACUGAAACUGUGUUCAGUCCACUGAAAUUGUGUUCAGUUCAACAUGGACGGCGUGUAGGGACUUCCAUGUUGACCAAUUCCAUGGACACUUUUUACUCCUCACUUCUCUUGACUCUGAGCAGUAUUUGACCUAACUGGUCCCUCCCUACUCCUUGGAACUAACUCUGCUUGGCCUCUGGUUUUCUCCUGGCCGCUGCUUCUCAUUUUCCUUGCAGCUCCUCCUCUCCUGACCAUUUACAUAUUGUGGCACCUUGGGACUAAGGCUGGACUCCCUUUUCUUCCUCUAGUCUCUCCUGGAGGGGUUUCUUCCUGUUCCACAGUCUCACCUAACAAGAAUCAACAAAGCGCCCACAUUUAUAUCUCAUUUGAGUUGUGGACCUACCUAACACCUCUACUUGGAUUUAUCACAGGCCUUUCCUAUGGAACAGAUCCAAACCGAAAUUUAGACCCCGACCUCUCUCCCAAACCUGUUCUCCAGCAUGGUAAAUAUCACCACCAUUUACCUUGCUGCCCAAGCCCAAAAAGUGCAGUAUUUUGUUUGCAAAAGGUCCACAGGAAACCCAAGGAAAUCCCUCUUCACUGUGAAAUGUCCUCUGACCCCCAGACUGCUCCCUAAGGUGGGCGAAGUGUGUAAGCCAUAAAAAUAAAGCUUUCUGAUGUAGCUUCAUUGCAACAUAGCAGUUCCGUUUAGGCACCAGCGCUCGCUUUACAUUUAAAUUUGUGCUUGACUUUAAGCCAAAUAUUUUAAAGGAUUCUGUGGCUACUUAUAUUGGGCAGCCAAGCUCUCUGAGCCUGACCACGUUUGGUUACAUUCAGGACCAGCCCCAGCAGGCCCGGUAAGUAGAGGGGACGUCACAAACCAUCCAGGAGAUGCUGCUGCUGCUGCUCUCUCCACUGGAUUAGAAUCCACAGGUUGUGGACCUCUCCACCACCCUUUACUCUGACCAGAGUGGUGAGAAACAGUAACCCCAAUGCUCCUCUUUGGCGAGGGACUAGGGACACUUUCCUUUCUAUCCCACUAGGUCUCCAGAGGAUGGAAUUAAAGUCGUCUUGGUUUUAUCCAUGCCUGUAAGUCUGUGUUGUCUGUGGAAAGGCACAGUGAUUUGGAGGAAAGAGAACCGGCUUCGAGUUCCAGCUCAGGAACCAGCAACUUAGCUGUAAAUCUGGUUAGCAGAGUAGCCUUACCUCUACUCUUGCUCUCCUCCCUUCACAUCCAGCACAUGAUAAAUAUGACUGACCCUCUUGGUGUUUGCUCUGUGCUGGACACCGUCUUGUGCAUGAGUGAAUUGUCCAGUCCCCAUGACAACCCAUGAGUUAGUCGUCGUUAUUAUCACUGUUUAACAGAUCAGGAAGCUGAGGCAAAGGGAGUUAGAAUUUGCUCAGAGACACCCAGCUGAUGCAGAGUCAGAAUUUAAAUUCAGGUUACCCAACUCCAGCUUGUACCCUCCUAACCUCUUUGCUAUACCAAGUUGGGUAGAAAGUACCUCUGAGUUACUUUUUCCCCUCAUUCCUGUUGUGCCACCGAUAUAAGAUAUGCCAUCAGUUUAAUUCAAUGGGUGUUCAGGAACAAAGUAAGCAUUCCCAAAUCAAGUGUAGUUAGAGUGGGACUGUUUUUUAAAAUUCUAACCAGUGCUUUCUCCUUCUUGGUAAUUCCUUUUUACCUCAUAUCCCUGAGGCUUUUAGCUUCAGGGACAAGCUAAUUGCAGAAAACAAAGAGGCAAAUUCUCGACCACUGGCUUCUAAGAUUGGGUCACACAGUUCAUAAAGAAUAGUCUGGAGCCAGUGUUCUUUUCUUGUUUUGUUUUGUUAAUUACAAGACAGAAUUUCUAAAAAGAUAAGCUUGAAAAAUAUCUCCAAGUUUUCUUUGCAUAUGAAGUACCAGAGCCAGACAAUUUAGUAGAGUUUGAGAGAAUGAGGGGUUCCAUUUGAGAAGCUUCCUGUCCAUCAGAGAUAAAAUUUUGGCUAUUGGAGGGAGGAGAAUGUUCACUUGAGAUACUGGAGGACGCUGAGAAGGUACCAUGUGCCCUGGGGACCCUAGAGAUGGGAGGUGAAGAAAACUGCAGAAGCGUUUGGGGAAACCCCAGAGUACAAGGGACCCGGGUUUGAUUCCAAACAUUGCUCCGGGAGAGGCCACACCUAAUAGGGAAAUUUUGGAGCAGCGUGGUGGUGGAGCGGAAAAGCAGCAACAACUGGUUGAGGUGUCCAGGCAACAUGGAAAACAUCUUAAAAUUCCCUUUGUCCCCAGAGGUUGCCCUGGGAGGGGAUCAGACGAGGCUUGGUGUCCUGAGGAAGGGACACCAUCAGCAGAUUUGAUGUGGAUUCCAUGUGCUGGAGGCUGUGGAAACAGAAGCAACAUCAGCAGCAAAGCACUGUAGGUCAAAGUCCUCAACAAAGACCAGUAGGAACAAGGAUGGGCUAACGGACCAGAUGGCUUCUCCCUGAUGCCGUGACAUAUGUGGGCCUCCUUAGAAUUUAGAUACCACCCCAGGAACAAGAAGAAAGAGCAGAACCCUGAUUUGGCUGUGUUUAAGUUCUGAAUUUGACUGUGAAAUAACUGAGCGUGAUAGUUUCCCGGGAAGGGGCUGUAGUUUUAGUAGCUAAGUCACUCAAGGUCACAGAGCUAGAGAGCACUGCAGCCGGGAUUCCAGCCCAGGCAGAAUGACUUCACUGUCCCACUCUAAAUCACCAGCUUUGCUGUAUCUUUCUAUACUCCACUAUCUCCAUGUUUCCCACAACUAAACGGAAUGGUGGCUCAUGGCCUAAGUUAAAUUAUGUUACGGAAAGAUAAAGGGCGAUUGUGAGGUUCACCUGUGACAUCACACAAUGAAUUCUAAGAUGCAUACCAAUGUCAGUAAUGCUAAAAUGUCUUAGCCUGGAAGAAAUAUAAGAUAUAUUCUCUUCUCUCCAUCUCUAUUGUCGCCAUUUAAUCCAUGUCUUACUUGGACAAUUGCCAAGUGCCUCCAAAUUGAAAAGUUUAGGCUUUUACUAUAUUAUUGGGAGCAAGAGAAUUAGGACCAAUGCAUGGAAGCUUUAAAGAGACAGCAUUCUGUGCAGAAUCAGAGAGAACUUCUUCAUAAUCUUGGAUAUCCAGAGAUAGAAUGAGCAUCCUUGAGUGGCACCAAGUGCCACAUCCCUUGAGAUGUUAGAGCAUAGUGAAGAUGCCUACUACUAAGAAGGGACCUUAGCAGGGGAAUUCAGUACAGAACAUAUGGCUGGAUGACGCGACCUUUAAGGUCCCUUCCAACUUUGAAAUCCUGCCAUUUUAGAAUGGAGAUUGUGAUCGCCAGAUUCUUGUGUGUUUUAAAGAGUGGAAGAUGAGGACAUGGAAGCAGCAGGAACAGACUAGUCCUUUGAAGAUGGUUCCCACUGAAGAAAGCAGGGCUUUAUUAUGUGAUAUGGUAGGACUGCGGGAAGAUUUUAACACUGGGAAAAACUGAGCAUAUUCAUAGGUAGGAGGUAAGAAAUUGGUAAAAAAGGAACAAUUAAAAGUCAGAGAGAGUUCUGUUCCAGUAUCUAUUGUGUAAUAUACUACCCCCAAAAUUUGGUGGCUUUAAAUAACAGCCCUUGUACUUUAUCUCGGGAUUGUGUAGGUCUGGAAUGGAAGCAGUGCUCCACGGGGUGAUUUUUCUAUGCCACAUGGUAUCGACAGAGGUCACUCAGUGAUCUUCAGUUGUUGUGGACUGGUGCCUUGAUAGGGAUGGCUGGAAGGUUGUCUUCAACUGCGACUGUGGACCAGGGCACCCAGUUCAGCUGUUUACAUGGCUGCUGAUAACUCCAGGCAAAACUGCAGAGCUGCUUAAGUCCUAGCCUCAGAAGCCUAAAGCAUCACUUCCGCUGCAUCCUAUUGGUCAGUCAAGUCCCUAAGGCCAGGUCAGAUUCAAGGGGAAAGGAACUUGAUGCCAUUCCUCAGUGAGAGGAUCAGUGAAGAAUUUAUGGCCAUCUUUAAUCUCCCAUAGAGACAACUGAGGGAACAAGAUUCUGAACAAUGUGGGGAGUCCAGGUUGAGAGCAUAGGAAGAUAGAUUAUCCUUAGAAUGGUGGAGGAACUUGUCUGCCUUGGAGAUAAGAACAAGAAAAAGGGUUCCAGAAAGUGGAGAUAGAAAUUUUGAGAGGAAAACAAGAAAAAGUGGGAGGAAUUAUUUUCAGAGAGAGUUCAAGGAAUCCUGGGCUAUCUAGUGGACAGAAAGAUUCAUGUAAUGGAAAUUAUGCCACCCACCCACUCUGUAUAUUUUACCUCUGGGUUGUUUCCUCAUUCUGAUAAUGCAUCUUCACUGGUUUCCCCAGGCAUGCCUCACACAGACUUUUGUCUGAGGGCACUGUCUGCAAGAUUGUUGGCUCAUAGUUUCAAUGUUCUUCACAGACCCCAUACAGCACACCAAACUCUGGUGUAGUCCCGGGCUGUGGGGCAGGUAAAUUGGUCUCCCUGGAAAAUGAGUCCUCCUGUGGCCUCAUUCCCAGUCCAUGCUUAAAGGCUUGAGCAGACCAGCCAUUAACCAAGGCUUGAGUAGCAAAAUGUGAAAUCCGCUUUGUACAAAUUAUCCGGAUAAUCUCUUUCAAGUCCCUCUGGAUAAAAAACAGAGCCCCGUUGAGGGUAACACUCUGGCAGGUAUUCAAAGCUGAAGUGGUCGUGGCUUGGCUCCUAUUGUAUGCACAAGCAGUUCAAUUGGGUUGAUCGAUGCUGAUCUGCCUGUAAGUAUCCUUUUGAUAAGGAUCUUAAGAAGCUUGCUAAUUAAUUUUAAAGGAAUAUUUGUCUUUGGCCUCCUGUCUCAUUCUUUUCACAUUAUAUAUUCCGGUGAUAAAUGAUGGAAGCAUAAAUACAUUACCUCUGCUCCAUCAGUGUUUUCUGUUGUUGAUGUAAAGAGCGCAAAUUGGAUUUGUUUCAGGAUAGCUGAAUUUGGAAUGUGAUGUCUUGCCAAGUCAGAAUCCCACUUGCCCAGACAACACACAUGUGGAUUUUGUAGUUGUUUUCUUUUUAAAAUAGUCUCUGUCUGUGGUGCCAUUGAUUAAUGUAAUAUUGCGUUAAUAUGCUGUUACAACACCACAGGGCAUGCACCAGUUCUUUCAGCCAGCAGCUGAGAAUUUCCCAAACUAAAGUCUUCAUAAAAUACAGAUUGCAGGGCAAAAAAAAAAAAAAAAAGCAUCAACCAUGAGAAUUUAUGGACAGCAAGAGUGCUUGAGGAAUCAACUUUGGAUGGACUCGCCAAUGGAAAUAGAGUGUAAUUAUUAUCUAAUUUCAUUCCUCUAAAACAUUAGACACUGUCUAUACUUAUUCAUUUAUUGAAUCUGUGUUUUUAAAUGACCCAGAUAUCUGACUAUGUUCUUCCCCAGCUUCUCUUUAUUUUUAAGUUUCCCCCGGCCCCAGCGUUUCUAUAGUUUGUCAGAUCCAGAAUGUCAGUGAAGGCCGACAUAGCCACAUAUGUGGCAUGGCUCAAGCUGCAAAAAUUAAAACCAAAUACUUCGCUGUCCAAUGAAGACAGUUAGCAGGCAACUUUCUUCAAUUCAGUGCUGAUGUAAAUGCCUGGGGUCAUUCUGGACAUAUUUUAAAUGACAACUUUUUUUUUCUUUCUCAAGAUAAUUUUUCAUCUUUAAGCAUCAUAUUUUCCCUAUUACAAAAAUCUGGAAUAAUAUUGUUUCUAAAACAAUUAACUGAGGUAAAACUUAACUGAAUGAAAGCAUUCUUGAUACUAUAUAUUUAAAUUUAUAAAUGAAGAUGCUACUGCAGCCUGCUAACGGAGGCCAUAAAUCCAACUCUACUCUUUUUCAGACUCCAGGAGUAUUAUUAUUUUCAAAUAUCUAUCUGAUAAGAGAAACACAGGCAAGUUUUGCUUUUUUAGUAUAAACCUAUUUUAGCUUUACAGUGGAUUAGAAAUACAGAAAGUAACAUCUCUCCCUUUAACCCUCUAAACCUUUUAAGAUUCACAAGAAAGCAAAAGAUAAAAAAACAAAUAAAGUGUGGUGGUCCUUAAUGGAAAGAGAAUUUUUCUGUAACCGAGCCUUAUGAGUCAGCAUUUGGAUAUAAAUAAUUUAUAGUUAUAAUCAUAAGAUCAUUAAGUUCAAGCAUGCAGAAAACCAUUUCAAGGUCUUUGCUAAUGGUGCUAACAGAGGCCAACUUAAAUGAGCCAGGCCACUGAUCUUAAUAACAUGCCUUCAAGUCCAACUGGUGUUGAUGUUUGUAGUUGAGAUAAAGAGAAGAGUAUUUCUGUUAUAUUUCAAUAUUUUUAAAUCUGGAUAUUUUUCUAUGGAUUCUGUAAAGUAAAUGUCAACUAAGAUUGACAGGUAACAAUUAGGGUAGGAGACAGUAUCUCUGUGGUGGGUGGUUGCCUGUGUUUAAAAACUGUAUGCCAAGGGAACAGGGUUCAUUGUGUCAUAAGUAACAUAAAUUCAGGGGGUCCUGGUGGGCACCCCCUACUCCACAGGGGUGGUGUGAUGCAAGGGAUGUGUGGAGGAACCAGCGGGGAGCUGCCCUGCCCCCUAGAUAUCGCCUCUUUGGUGAAGAAUGCAGUGUUUUUCUCUUUUGUCCAAGUUGUAACGACCUAAGACUUAGAUUCCAUCCCAUGACUGUCCUUUCCCUAAAACCACCAGAUAGAAUACCUCCCAUGUCCCAAUUAUACAGUCCUCUUGUGUUUUUCUGGUGUUUGUAUUCCCAUAGUUGCAAAUAAAAAGUAUAUUUUUAGUUUUAGAAUUUUCCUUUCCAUUAAAAAAAAAAA